AUGUUGCAUACUCCCGGGCCCGGGCCCGCUCGGGGCCGCGCGGUCGUCGCGCUCCGUCGGUCUCUGCCCAGCACAACCCGGCCGGUCCUGCUGGGCACCUUGCCCCGGCCCUGCCCCGGCGCUCAGGCCGAGGCCACCGUGCCUUACCUCCGCCUCAGGCACCCUCGCGGCCGGCAUCCGCGCGCGGUGCGGCGUCCCCUGAGCGCGCCUUCUCAGGGCUCGUGUCACGCAGGCGCAGGAUGCUGUUUGGAGAGUCUGGAAAAAAGAAAGCCGCUCACAGUGGUUAUAAAUGAAAAGUUGAUGAACAGUCAUCAGCUGGAAUUGGCAAAGCAGCUACACAAAGACGGGCAUCUCUUCUACUGUACCUGUGGCACGCUUCCUGGGCUGUUACAGUCAAUGGACCUUUCAACACUGAAAUGUUUUCCUCCUGGCCAGCCAGAAAAAUUUUCUGCAUUUUUGGAUAAAGUUGUUGGAUUAUAA
Mesoplodon densirostris (Blainville's beaked whale) is the source of this 480-nucleotide messenger RNA. Its product is annotated as UDP-N-acetylglucosamine transferase subunit ALG13 homolog. The record is from RefSeq and is a predicted model, not a curated record. Gene Ontology annotation, molecular function: hexosyltransferase activity. Gene Ontology annotation, biological process: dolichol-linked oligosaccharide biosynthetic process. The transcript has 3 exons. The coding region runs from base 1 to 480 and encodes 159 amino acids. NCBI's taxonomy places the organism in Eukaryota, Metazoa, Chordata, Mammalia, Artiodactyla, Ziphiidae.